AUGCUUCUGCCGCCGGGCGCGCAACGCCCCCUGACGCUAGCGAACCUCAAACUGGCCUGCCACAUCGCCGUGAGAUUCGCGCAGCCUCUCUACAUCUCGCUAUGGAAUCUACAACCGGCGCGCACAGCGACCAUGUUCCUUUUCAGCGCCGCCCGAGGCGUCCUGCCUGCGCUCAGGGGCUACUCCCAUUUGCGUUUAGCAGAUGAGGUGCAGAUUCUCAUCACUUCGGGGAAUUGGAACAAGUCCCGCAUCGCGAGCAAUGUGUCGAUCGAACUCCUUCGCAUGGCCGCGGAAUUCGCAAUAGAUUCCUUGUCGUCAAAGAACGAGGUGCUCGUGAACCAAUCCGCACGGUUCUUUAUUGAAAGCCGGCAGAUGGCGCAGCGGACGAGGCUGGACGUGCCGUCGCUGUCGGACCCGGCCGUGCGCGAUCUCUUGCAAGAAUCCGAAGUCUUUGUCCGCUCUUUCUCCGGCAUGAUGGGCCUUCUUUCUCCUCUAGACCUCGCACGGGUCGUCGGCCUCCUGCUGGAAGUGCUCUCCCUGGCAUGCAUUCUGCUAUCGCUCACCAAGACGCCGACGCAUGUUUGCCUGCUGCUGUACUCGCUCGCGUGGUCGCUCCUCCCGCUCCUGAAUCUAUCGGUCCGUUCUGGCUCGUCGGCGGAUAGCUCUGUGAUGUACUACAAGCCUCACGAAGAGCGGAUGGCGCAGGAGCAGGAGCGCAUGAGGCAGAUGGCUUACAAUGAUGCGUAUCGGCCCGAGAUCGUGUUGUUCGGCCUUGGCCCUUGGAUUCACAGCACAUGGGCCCACGCGCGGCAGACCACGUUACAAAUGGACGAGCCUUCUAUCAUAGAGGGGCACGGCCUCCUCUCUUCGUUCUUCGAUCAACUGUGCCCAUCGCAAUUUUGCGGUGCCGCACAAAAUCUGCCCUACCUAUUCCUGAUGCGAAAUUCUUCGACAUCUUGGGGUUCGCUGGCGCUGUACCAUAACUCCAUCCAAGCUUUAUUAUCCACCCUGACCACGUUGCGGCAUACCGUCCGGCUGAUAUUCCAGGCCGUGUUCUAUAUGGGCGCUUUCUGUGCGGCGAUGGAGAUCCAACCGAGGCUAGAACCGGCGGAAAAUCAUAAGCUGCCUUUCCAGUCGACUUUCAAGGGUAUGAGGAUAGAAGCGAGAGGAUUGACAUAUACGUAUCCUGGUAGCACUGAGCCGGCUAUACGCGAUGUGAACUUCGUACUCGAACCUGGCGAGACGUUGGCCAUCGUAGGCUUCAACGGCUCAGGAAAGUCUACGCUGGCCAGCAUACUCAUGCGCAUCCUCGACUUCGACGGCGGGGAACUGCUGAUCAACGGCGUCGACAUCCGGAGGUACUCCCCGCCGGACUACCACGGCCGUAUCGCCGCCGUACUCCAAUCCUUCUCCCGCUUCAACGCCCCGGUGUGGGAAAACGUGGGGCUGGGACGGGUCGACGAACUGCACUCGAUGCCUACCAUCCAGCGAGCUGUCCACCUCGUGGGCGGAAAACGGCUCGUGGAUGGACUGCCCGACGGCCUCCACACCGUUCUGGAUGCGAGCGCGACGUUGUCGCCGGCGCCGGUGAUCGACGACCGGCCGAUGCAACGGUCCCAAGGGCUUUCUGGUGGUCAGUGGCAGACGGUCGCGCUCUCGCGUGCCUUCAUGAGGGCGACUCGACCAGAGGUCGAACUACUGGUAUUUGACGAGCCGACGUCCUCCCUCGACCCUCGCGCGCAAGCACACGUCUUGGAAACAAUCGAUCGCACGUCCCGUUCCGACUCGGGGGGAAAAGUCAAAACCGUCAUCUUCAUCACCCACCGGCUCGAAGCCGCGUGCCGCAUAGCCGACAAAAUCGCGAUGAUGGAGAACGGGACGAUCACGGAGUUCGGAACGCAAUCGGCGCUUCUCGAAAAGGACGGCACGUUCGCAGCCUUAUACCGCGCUUCGACCUGCAUCUAG
This is a messenger RNA of Punctularia strigosozonata HHB-11173 SS5, 1965 nucleotides long. RefSeq names its product P-loop containing nucleoside triphosphate hydrolase protein. Gene Ontology annotation, molecular function: ATP hydrolysis activity; ATPase-coupled lipid transmembrane transporter activity; ATP binding. The transcript has 9 exons. Gene Ontology annotation, biological process: transmembrane transport. The coding region runs from base 1 to 1965 and encodes 654 amino acids. The record is from RefSeq and is a predicted model, not a curated record. Lineage: Eukaryota; Fungi; Basidiomycota; Agaricomycetes; Corticiales; Punctulariaceae.